Messenger RNA from Tympanuchus pallidicinctus (lesser prairie-chicken), 1298 nucleotides. It is a transcript of the gene DUSP12, whose product is annotated as dual specificity phosphatase 12. The transcript is spliced from 6 exons. NCBI's taxonomy places the organism in Eukaryota, Metazoa, Chordata, Aves, Galliformes, Phasianidae. The coding region runs from base 36 to 965 and encodes 309 amino acids. The record is from RefSeq and is a predicted model, not a curated record. Gene Ontology annotation, biological process: protein dephosphorylation. Gene Ontology annotation, molecular function: protein tyrosine/serine/threonine phosphatase activity. Gene Ontology annotation, cellular component: nucleus.
GUAGGCGGGGCCGCGGCCGGUGGCGGGGUGGCGGAAUGGUGCCGGUGCUGCCGGGGCUGUACGUGGGCGGCGCGGAGUCGUGCUCGUCCUCCAAGGCGCUGGCGGCGGCGGGGGUGAUGGCGGUGCUGACGGUAGACGCGGAGGAGCCGCCUCCGGUGCCGGGCGUGCAGGCCUUGUACAUACGAGCGCUGGACGAGCCUGGCGCCGACCUGCUGAGCCGCCUGGACGAGUGCGCUGCCUUCAUCGGCGCGGCGCUGGCUGGCGGCGGGGCCGUCCUCGUGCGGUGCCAGGCCGGAGUGAGCCGCAGCGUGGCCGUGGUAACCGCGUACCUGAUGAAGAGCCAGGGGCUCGGCUGGGAGGAAGCCUACGCCGCCGUCAGAGCCGCCAAACCCGACGCAGAGGUGAACCUCGGCUUCCAGAGGCAGCUGAAACUCUACGAGGCCAUGGGCUGUGCCGUGGACAGCAGCAGCGCCCUGUACAAGCAGCAUCGCCUGCAGGUGCUCACGGAGAGGUUCUCCGAACUUCAAGACUUACCCCAAGAAGUCUUUGCUGUUGAUCCAACCAAUGCACAUCAGACUCCAAAUACAGAAGUUCUGUAUAGAUGCAGGAAAUGCAGGCGCGCUCUGUUUCGUAGUUCCAGCAUUUUGUCCCACGUGGAAGGAAGUGGACCAACAGCCUUUGCUCACAAGAGAAUAACGGAGUCUGUGCAUCUUCGUGGCAGCGGCCCUGAUAAGUGCACCUCUUACUUCAUUGAGCCUGUGCAGUGGAUGGAGCCAGCACUGCUAGGAGUAACGGAAGGACAGCUUUUGUGUCCCAAAUGCACAUCUAAACUGGGUUCUUUUAGCUGGUGGGGUGAGCAGUGUUCUUGCGGCCACUGGGUGACCCCUGCCUUCCAGAUACACAAAAGUCGAGUGGAUGAAGCGAGAACGCUGUCAGUUGGUAACUUCCAAGCUACCAAAACCUGAACUCAUAGCCUCUUUCAAUGGACUGACCACAGAGAAAUCCUAACUACUGUGGGUUUGCCAGUUCAGAGCUUGAGACUUCAAUCCCUUUGUAAGCAGAGGAAUUACUUGAGCGCCUGAUCUGUUUCUGCUUUCAGUGUAUCUAAAAUACAGGAUGCAUACAUUCAUAUAUAUAUAUAUAUAUGCACAUCUACAUAUAAAAUAAAUGCAUGUAUAUAAGGAUGGUAAUGCAUGUCCAUCAGAGAUGUGUUAAGCAGUGGUCAAAGAUGUACAAAAAUGCCUGAACAUGAUGUUUAUAGCAACAGACUGAAUAAAAGUGUUAUUUACAAAUUCUAA